Molecule: messenger RNA, 2952 nt
Organism: Calypte anna (Anna's hummingbird)
Lineage: Eukaryota; Metazoa; Chordata; Aves; Apodiformes; Trochilidae
Gene: APCDD1L
Product: APC down-regulated 1 like
Exons: 4
Coding region: 121-1611 (496 amino acids)
Biological process (GO): negative regulation of Wnt signaling pathway
Cellular component (GO): plasma membrane
Molecular function (GO): Wnt-protein binding
Source: RefSeq, a predicted model, not a curated record
GAGCUCCGGGGACGGCCCAUGGCUGCACCGCCGGGCGCCGCGCCCCGCUGAGCUCCGCGGGCACCCGCGGCGAUCGCGCUUCUUCUGCCGCCGGCUGGGCGAGGAAACAGAGCAGCCACCAUGGUCCGGUGCUGGUGGCUCGCCGGGCUGCUCAUAGCCUGCGCGGCCGCGGAGCCGCCGCUGCGCUGGGAGCCGCGGUGCCGGCAGCAGUUGCGCCACCUGCAGGACGGCGCCGGGAUCGCGGCGCGGCUGCCGCCCCGUCUGGAGGGACGCUGGGUCUCCACCGGGUGUGAGGUACGCCCAGGACCCGAGUUCCUCACCCGGUCCUACCUCUUCUACGCCAACCGCCUCUUCAAGGCUUACCAGUUCUACUACUGGGACCCCUCCUGCCACGAUCCCUCCUACUCGCUGGUCAUCAAGGGCAAGCUCCGCCUGCGCCAGGCCUCCUGGAUCACCCGCGGGGCCACCGAGGCCGACUACCACCUCCACAAGGUCGGCAUCGUUUUCCACAGCCGGAAAGCCAUGGAGGAAGUCUCCACCUGGAUCAACCAAACCUCCAGCGAGGGCUGCAGUGGGUUCCUGCCCCCGGGACGCACCUGGGCUCCUGGAGCUCUCUACGAACUGCUGAGUGCCAAGAGCGAGCGUGACUGCACUGCUGCCUUGGGCUUCGCCAUGCAUGAGCUGAGCCUGGUGAGGGUGGAGAGGCAUUACCAACCCCUGCUGCAGCCACAGCAGAGUGGGAGCCGGCUGGUGGAGGAGCUGUACCUGGGGGACAUUCACACGGAGUGGGGCGAGAGGCUCCACUACCGACCGACCGGGUACCAGCGGCCCAUGCAGAGUGCUGUGCACCACGUGCAUCCUUGCCCAGCCUGUGGGAUUAUUUACAGAGCUGAUGAACACCACCCCCCCAUCCUACCCCUCAGGGCUCAGCUGCCAAUGCAGCUCAGUGGCAGCUGGGUGAGCACCCACUGUGAGGUCCGACCUGCUGUGCUUUUCCUGACCAGGUACUUCAUAUUCCAUGGUAACAACCACACCUGGGAGGGUUAUUACUAUCACUACUCUGAUCCACUCUGCAAACAGCCAACUUUCACCAUCUAUGCAUCUGGGCACUACACCCAAGGCAUCCCCUCGUCCAAAGUGAGAGGGGGGACAGAGCUGGCUUUCAAAGUCACACAGGCACGGGUGACACCAAUGGACCAGGUGACUGUGAUGAUGCUGAACUCCUCAGAACCUGGAAGCUGUGGGCUAACAAACUCCUGGAGUGCUGGGGUGGAGCAGGAUAUAACACCCACAAAUGGAUGUUUGGCCUUGGGCAUCAAGCUGCCCCACACUGAGUAUGAACUUUUCAAAAUGGAGCACGACACAAAGGACCACAGCCUGCUGUACGUUGGGGAGAGGCCCACGGAUGGAUCCAGUCCUGACAGCCCAGACAAGCGACCCACCUCAUAUCAAGCACCUCUGAUUCAGUGUGCUGGGCCAACAGAGGAAUUCUCUAACUAUGUUAUUCUAAAAUACUUGGGAAAAAAGGAUGCUAAUGGGAAUGAAGCACUAAAACCUUUGCCUGUGGCCUUUUUAUUGUUUAUAGCACUUCUGCUUUUAAGAUGGGACUAAUCAUCUAUUCAGGUACAGCACAGAAUGCAGUCUUGGUGCUAGCGUGACUUUUAUGUCCUUCAAACAAGCACAUCUGGAAUCAGUUUUACUCAGAUUUGGAAAUGCUUUUUUAAAAACACCCAACAAGAGUGAGGGAAGCCAAGAAGAUAAUGGCUGGCUACAUACUGUUUGUCCUGUGGCAUUAUUGCCUAAUCUCCCCUCUUCUUUGCAUACAAGUUUAAUGUAGUGACAUGGAUGCACUGCACAUUGCAAUAGAUAACUUAGCAAUAUGAGAGGGGGGGAAGCUACAUAAAUUACAAUUGCUGCUUUGAGCUUUUGACAUUGCUGAGACCUAAUCAAGAGCUGGAUUCAGAUGUGAUUCAGAGAUCCCAAGUGUCAGCUGAUGAGUUUCUUUGAGGUUAAGUUCCCUUCCAUCAUACUCCUUAUUGCUGUUCUUGCAAAUUUAGUCUGCAGAGUCAGUCAGCAAUAGAUAGUCUGCAAGUGCUCUUGAUAAGGGCACUGUUAAUCGUGCCUUUCUCAGUUUACAGACAUUUUCUGCAGUUUUCACAUGUACGUGCACACACAAGGAUGCAACAUACAAUGUUUCACUUCUGUGUGUACUAAAAGCAGCCCUUACAGAGUUUUAAUUAGCUUGACAAACUGUUAUGCCUGAUCCUGGUCAUAAAAGAAGAUAGUACUAAAAGGAAAAGGCUUCUGUGAUCUCUGCUCCAACCUUCAGCAUCACCUAGCUGCAUUAUCCUUGCUGCAUUAUUCUGGUUCUCCCAGUGCAGUACUGGCCUGUGCUUUGGAACGUCAGCAAUGUCCCCAUGUCACUGCACACCUUGUCCAGCAGGCAAAGGCACUGCCAGGCAAUUACAACUCCCGCUCACCAUGCACUGACUGAAGCAAAAGAUCACUUACAAGUCUUCUCAGGCUGUAUAUUUUCACUGCGUCCUCUUUAGGAAGUGUACUGGCAUCCCAGUUGUUAAUCCAGCUCUCCUUUUAAUCAAAAUGUCACUUCCAGUCACAUUCCUGUUCAGAUGUUUUAUAUAUCUGCCUCUAAUGAACAGUGGGCUGAGGACAUACUCAAAUCAGACAGCACGAUCAGGUCAGACUGAUUUCUACCAACAAGGACAAACUAAGAAAUUUUAUUACCUGUCUGCUGCAGCUAAGAAGCAUAUAACUUACUUGGAGGAGACCUCCCAGAAGCUAAAUCCUCUCCAAAUAAGCCUAUAUAUUUUACUCACAAAGGAUAUUUUGUUAAACCAUCUAUGCAAUAGCUACCUUCUUAAUGCUGUAUUUACAAACUUGCAGCUUGUACUUAGAUAAAUUAUGGGUUUUAUAACAUAAAAAUAAUUUUGG